GGAGGGGAAGAGAGAUAAACAGAAGGAUUGGGACCAGUAAACACUGAGCUUUCUUUAACAACUCUUUGAGGAUCACUUGCACAAAACAGAUGAAUAUUUGCAGGGACGGCUCUUUUUUUGUGUGUCUGUUAAAUGAGAAGACUAGGAUCUGAGCCUGAUGACACCGUGAUUGGCAGUGAGUUGAGACGAGACACUAUCAGGAUUUGCAAGAGGGGUUGCAGUGGUCCCAAGAGAGAGGGAAAGAGAGAUUGAGAGACAAGGGAGGAGUGCAGGGGUGCCGCUUGUAGGGCAGAUUCUAAAGCAACGCAUAAAGUGAGCAACAAGACCAAAGGUGAAAAAACCCAAAAAACUUCAGCGAUGGCUUGGAAUAUUUUUGACCGCAGUAUUUCAAACAUGGACAAAUCUAUCAGCCCCAGGAGGUGUGAGGCCUCCUGCUACAACAGAAGGAGGAGGGAGGACAGGAGAGUAACUCUCCGGGGCACGCGUCACCUGCAACGACAGUUUUUCCAUCUCACGUCCCUCCUCCUUACGUUUGUGCUCCUAAGCUCCUGGGGUCAGGUGGAGGGAGUCCCCCAGCACUCAAGCUUCCGCAGGUUAAGCGGCCGAGAAAAGAAGGAGAUGCAACGGGAAAUCUUAUCUAUCCUGGGCCUACCUGGGCGACCCCGCCCCCACCCGCCCCUGCGGCCGCCGUCCUCCGCCCCGCUCUUCAUGCUGGACCUGUACCACGCCGUGUCGGCCGAGGGUGACGAGGGACCGGGUCUUGGUUUUAACCCAGAGGCAGUGAGCCAGGCUGCAUUGCCCACCCUCAGCACACAUACAGCCCCCCUGGGUAUGAUGGUCAGUGAGGCUGACACGGUUAUGAGCUUCGUCAAUCUGGUCGAGCAGGAAAAGGAUCUCCUGCAGCCUCGGCCUUACUGGAAGGAGUUCCGAUUUGACCUGACACCUCUGCCCCAAGGAGAGACCGUCACUGCAGCAGAGUUUCGCAUCUACAAAACGGUUACAGUGGGCCAGCGAGCAAACCGCACGCUCCACAUCUCCGUCUACGAGAUUCAGCGGGAGAAAAAACAUAGGGAGCCUGAGUUGGUGUUACUGGACAUGCAGUCAGUACCUGCGGGGCAGGAGGGCUGGCUGGCCUUCGAUGUGACAUCUGCCAGCAACCACUGGCUCCUGCACCCACGCAGCAACAUGGGCAUCCGAUUAUACGUCGAGACUGAGGAAGAUCGUUCGUUAUCUGCUGGGUGGGUGGGGCUGGUGGGGCGACGCGGUCCGCGCUCCAAACAGCCGUUCAUGGUUACGUUCUUCCGCGCGAGCCAGGCUCCCUGUCGCCCGCCGCGUGCCCUUAGACACAGCACACCGCGCAAGAAGAAACACAAAUAUGAUCUGCCUCAUCCAAACAGACCUGACAUAAUAGGAAAUUACAACCAUGUAAGCAGUGGGCGACAGGCCUGCAAGAAACAUGAGCUCUAUGUCAGCUUCAGUGACCUGGGAUGGAAGGACUGGGUAUUGGCUCCUUCCGGUUACUCUGCAUAUUACUGCGAUGGAGAAUGUGAUUAUCCUUUGGGUUCCUGUAUGAACGCCACCAAUCAUGCAGUGAUCCAACUUGUGGUUCAUCUUAUGAAACCUGACGAGGUACCAAAGGUAUGUUGCGCUCCCACGAAGCUCAGCCCCAUCUCUGUGCUCUUUUACGAUGACAACAACAACGUUAUCCUCAAGAAACAUCGCAAUAUGGUGGUCAAGACCUGCGGAUGCCUGUAAAAAAAACUCCACCGUCGUUCUGUUCACAUCAGUUUUGCCUUUUCGUCAUUAUCCUCCACUCUCGGG
This is a messenger RNA of Chanos chanos (milkfish), 1821 nucleotides long. It is a transcript of the gene bmp8a, whose product is annotated as bone morphogenetic protein 8a. The coding region runs from base 358 to 1755 and encodes 465 amino acids. The transcript has 7 exons. The record is from RefSeq and is a predicted model, not a curated record. Gene Ontology annotation, molecular function: growth factor activity; cytokine activity. NCBI's taxonomy places the organism in Eukaryota, Metazoa, Chordata, Actinopteri, Gonorynchiformes, Chanidae. Gene Ontology annotation, cellular component: extracellular region.